AGGGGAAUCCCCUUUCUUUUUUAGGAGAGAGCGGUAUAAAUAAUGGCUUGCCUGGCUAUCUUACAAAACUUGUAACAAUUUAAUUUCAAACAGACAAAAAGAAAAAAAAGAACGAAUUUAAGCCCACCAUGUCGCUCUACAAUGACAUUGACCUUCUACUAAUCGGGAAAACUGGGAACGGCAAGAGCGCCACUGGGAACACCAUCUUAAACAGGAGGGCUUUCAUCAGCCGAUCAGACUCCACGUCAGUCACGCUACAAGUCAACGACGAGGUCAGCGAGGUCGAAGGUCGGGUGAUCAAGGUCGUUGAUGGACCAGGGGUGGGUGACACCCGUAUGAACACCGCUGAAUCGACUAAACUGAUGGCUGACGCUAUGGGCAAAGCUAUCGCAGUUAACCCCAUUGGUUAUCACGCUUUUCUGCUUGUGGUGAGAUACGGGGGAAGGUUUACGGCUGAGGACAAAGACACGAUUGAGUUCUUGAAGAAACUGUUCGGUGCCAACGUCAUCAAAGACUUCUGUAUCCUCGUCAUGUCCCAUGGAGAUGUGUUUGAAGACGACAGCGAGGAGACUGGAGAAAAGUUUGAACAGUGGUGCCGGAGACAGCAGGGUGUUCUCAAAGAGCUGAUGGUCGAAUGCGAUAACAGAGUUCUGCUGAUGAACAACAGGACGAAAGAUGUUGAGAAGAAGAAGAGACAAGUGAGAGAAUUGAUGUCGAUGGUGGACGAUCUCAGGGCUAAAGGACAACGAUACACUGACAAGAACUUUGAAAACGCUAAAAAGACACGAGACUACUUGCUGGUCGAGUCGAAUAAACCCAUCGUCCAGGAAGAAACUUUAAGAGAGACGAGUCUCAUCCUGCAGAAACUUCAACACAUCCAGAGUUCAGUGGAAAUCGCAGAAAGACAGCCUUGUCUUGAUCCUCUGCGAGAACGCGUCGAAAAACUACUGAGUAAAGUUUCAACAGUUGACCAAGGUACCGGUGCGCUGCAUGAUAUUCUGUUGACCAUCAAGUCUCUAGAGAACACGAUAGCAGACGAGAGUAAGUUCUGCAAGAAUGUCAUCGAGGAGAGGGAGAGGAUGAAACGGGAGGAGGAAGAGAGGAUGGCGAAGUUUCAGGCAGCGCUGGACGCGCAGACGGCGGAGUAUGAGAGGUUGAUGCAAGAGGGACGGCUAGAACAGGAGAAGCAGAAGGAGAUGAUGAGAGAACAGGAGAGACUGAGGAGAGAGAUGGACGAGCAGAGAGAGAGAGACUUUGAAGAAAGAGAGAGGCAGAGGCAGCAGAUGCUGGAGGAAAGCCGGAAAUACAUCGAAGAUUCCAGAAAAAUUGAGGACAGCUAUAAAAAUGCUAAACAAGAAAACAGCAACGAUUUUUUCAAGGAGUUGGCUCAAGUUGUUGUUUUGUCUGUUUUUAAAUUCUUCGGGUUUUGAACAAAAAUUGUAAUAGAUUUUGCUAUGCCUAAUUCAUAUAGGCCUAUAUAAACAUUACUAUUUUCUUUUAUACAAAUUUAAUAUUUUAAAAAUAAUACAUAUCUGCAAAUGAGCUAAAAAACUUGCAAAUUGUAUAUAUAAUUUUUUUUUUCUACACUAGCUACAUUCAUGCAUUCGGAAACUAUGAUUUUUGCUUCAUAACAUGUUCGGCAGAUGAAUGAAUAUUUGUUUUUGCAAAUUAAGCAUUAAAAUUGAAUAAAACAAAUUUUCUUUGACUUUA
This is a messenger RNA of Physella acuta, 1710 nucleotides long. RefSeq lists its product as uncharacterized. The record is from RefSeq and is a predicted model, not a curated record. NCBI's taxonomy places the organism in Eukaryota, Metazoa, Mollusca, Gastropoda, Physidae. Gene Ontology annotation, molecular function: GTP binding.